Messenger RNA from Penicillium psychrosexuale, 2334 nucleotides. RefSeq names its product putative actin binding protein. Bases 1 to 2334 code for a protein of 777 amino acids. The transcript has 5 exons. Gene Ontology annotation, cellular component: site of polarized growth; actin filament; cortical actin cytoskeleton. Gene Ontology annotation, molecular function: actin filament binding. The record is from RefSeq and is a predicted model, not a curated record. Gene Ontology annotation, biological process: regulation of actin filament polymerization. Lineage: Eukaryota; Fungi; Ascomycota; Eurotiomycetes; Eurotiales; Aspergillaceae.
AUGGCUUCUCUCAAUCUCUCGUCCAAUGGCCCCUCGAUAUCAAAAAGUUAUCAGACAGUGGUGAAUGCACCGCCCCCUUCUGGGAACGGAGGGUCUGCGACCUAUGGCCAAUGGGCUGUCUACUCGGUUUCUACCCCGCUUGUUAGUGCCUUCCAGCAAGAUGGAGGUAAGGAGAGUGUCCUUAAGGUCCAGAGCACCGGAGAGGGUGAAUUGGCGGAUCUCAUCGAGGAAUUUUCCGAAGGACGGGUGCAAUUCGCCUAUGUAAAGGUGACGGAUUCCAACACCGGUCUUCCCAAAAACGUUCUCAUUGGCUGGUGUGGAGAAGGUGUGCCGGAACGAACAAAGGGCUACUUUACUAGCCACCUGGCUGCAGUUGCCAAGUUCCUUCAUGGAUACCAUGUGCAGAUCACAGCCCGAGCAGAUGGGGAUCUAACCCCCGAGGGAAUCGUCCAGCGGGUGGCAGAUUCCUCUGGCUCCAACAAGCCUGCUUUCACACCGACUCGAUCUGGGGGCAUCACCCCCAGCCCAGCUGCUCGCGUACUGCCCACACCUUCAAGAGCUGGCGUGAAUGAUGAUGGAUGGGGUGCAGAUGCCCCUCCCGUGACUCGCACCCAAUUGGAAAAGGUACAAUCGGCUUACCAGCCCACUAGAGUGAACUUACAAGAACUCAAGGCAAACCCCACAGCGAGCCGCCAACCUGCCGCUACUGCAUCGGAUGAUUCUAGCGAUGUGGUUAGAGGUGGUUACCAGCCAGUGGGUAAAGUCGAUAUUGCUGCAAUUCGGAAACAAGCUGCCGCAUCUGGUCAGCUGAAAGAUGAGCGCCCGGCAAUCAUCAAGGGUUCUUACGAGCCCAUUGGCAAAGUCGACAUCGCUGCUAUCCGAGCUAGAGCACAGAAGCCGGAAGCCAGUGACAACGUCCCAUCGAGCACCGCAUUCAGCCAACAGCCAACAACGUUGCCCGAGCGACCUGCGCCCUCUCAUGCCGCGGAGCGUUUGACCACCCUACCCAAGCCAAGGGUUGCCAACAAGUUUGGCUCUAGCCCCUCCUUCCCUGGAACAAAGCCACCCCUCCCAGUUGGUCUCGGGCCUAAGCCAACCACGAGCGCGCCGAUUGGAACUGCAAGCCGAACUUUUGCUGAUGAGGGAGGCAAGACACCCGCUCAAAUUUGGGCAGAGCGUAAAGCCAAGGAGCGCGGAGUCGCUCCGUCAUCUGGAACCACUGAGCCUACCUCUACUCCUGCCCCGAUUCAAAGCCAACCUAGUGGCCAGAGCGAGUGGAGAAGCUCCUAUGCGGGCAAGUCCUGGGCUCCCGUUCAAACCGCACAGGAGAAAUCAUAUGAUCCUGAACAGCCUGUUGAUGCAAAGGCCAAUGACCAACAAGAGGAUAAACCACAACCUCACGUGAGUGCUAUUCGUGACCAGUUCGCUCAGGACACGCCCACACCGGCGCCCGCGCCACUCGCUCCUCCUGCUCCACCUGUUCCGCAGGCCAGUCGCCCUGUUCCCGUACCCGGGCUAUCCUCUGGACCCGUCGAGUCUGAGCCUGAGCAUGAUGCCCAGCAGGCUCUUCCUACUCCACCACCGCAGCCUCCUCGCUCCCCGACACCUCCCUCCCCGGAGCGUGAGAGCUCGCCGAUCCAGAUUGCCAUGCCGGUUGGCCGUGGCGCUGCCGACAGUGUUGCGGAUGCGCACGAGGAACAAUAUUCCCCUCCCCCUGCUAUGCCUGUUCGGAGCCUCCAAGAGGCCGUUCCCGACGAGAGGGAAAUUGAGGAUGAUUCUCACGACCUGGGCCGCGCUGCGGCCGAGGCAACCGCUCCUCAGCAGCCCGAGCAGCCCCAAGGCGGACCGCGAGCUCAGAUCCAGUACGACUACGAGAAGGCCGAGGAUAAUGAGAUUGAAUUGCGAGAGGGAGAGUAUGUGACCGACAUUGAAAUGGUCGACGAGGAUUGGUGGGUGGGUGUCAAUACUCAGGGUGAGCGUGGUCUCUUCCCCGCCAACUAUGUGGAGAUUGUGGAAGACACAGAACCUGUGUCACACGCACCAGCCGCUUCCGAUCAUUAUGAAGCGGAGCCAGAGCCAGAGCCUGUUGCUGCCCCCGUCCCGGCGGCACCCAUCCCUGUCGCUGCCGCUACACCAUCGGUGGCUACUCCAAGCUCCAACGGUGUCACGGCCACAGCUUUGUAUGACUAUGAAGCUGCCGAGGAUAACGAGAUCGGUUUCCCUGAAGAUGCAAAGAUCUCCAACGUGGAAUUCCCCGAUGACGACUGGUGGCUUGGUGAGUACAAUGGCAAACAAGGUCUAUUCCCUGCCAACUAUGUUCGCUUGGACGAAUGA